CAGUUGUAAAUAACAAUUUGUGUGAUUGUUUGAUUAAUAUCUGUCUCCCCCAUUAGACUCUGAGCUCCGUGGGAGCAAGGACUGCUUCUGUUCUGGCGUCCAGUAUCACCCAGCCGAAGCCCUGCACGCCCUGUAGAUGUUCACUAAGUAUUCACCAAAGGUUGAACGUUGAGGACUCAGACACUUCUUCUCUGAGUCUCAGUCUCCCUCUCCCAUGCAGACUUUCUCCCGGGAACUGUCGGGGAAACUUGACUAACACUCAACCCCUCCUUGGCAACUGCUUAGGGCAAGGGCUGCUCUCCCUGUGGGUGACGCAUCUACAGGUGAGGGCCCCGCCCCACAGCGGACGCUGACUUGGUCUCGUUGGGUAAGGCCAAAGUUGCCUGGGGGAGGUUACUCAUCCUGGGCUCAGGUAAGAGGGCCCGGGUUGUGAGGCCACACACUCGGGGGACGCCGAGGGAGCAGGACCGAGCCAUGGACCCCGCAAGAUCAGUGAUCUGGAGGGCAGGUUGGCUGCUGCUGCUGCCAUUGCUGCUUCAGGAAGGAGCGCAGGCCCUGGAGUGCUACAGCUGCGUGCAGAAAGCAGAUGACGGUUGCUCUCCGCAGAAAAUGAAGACCGUGAAGUGCGCGCCGGACGCGGACGUCUGCACAGAAGCGGUGGGAGCGGUGGAGACAAUCCACGGGCAACUUUCGGUGGCAGUGCGUGGAUGUGGCUCGGGACUCCCUGGGAAGAAUGACCGCGGACUGGACCUUCACGGGCUUCUGGCCUUCAUCCAGCUGCAGCAAUGCUCCCAGGACCUCUGCAACACCAAGCUCAACCUUACCUCGCGAGCGCUCAAUCCCGCAGGCAAUGAGAGUGCUUACAAGCCUAAUGGCAUCGAGUGCUACAGCUGCGUGGGGCUGAGCAGCGAGGCGUGCCAGGGUACGGCGUCACCCGUCGUAAACUGCUACAAUGCCAGCGACCAUUUCUACAAGGGCUGUUUCGAUGGCAAAGUCACCUUGACGGCAGCCAGCGUGACUGUAUCCUUGCCCAUCAAGGGCUGCGUCAAGGACGACUUAUGCACCCGCGAUGCGGCGACAGGUCCAGGGUUCGUACUCAGCGGUUCCUGCUGCCAGGGGUCCCGCUGUAACUCUGACCUCCGCAACAAGACCUACUUUGCGCCUCGAAUCCCUCCGCUUGUCCGCAUUCCCCCUUCCCAGCACACCACUGCGGCCGAGACCACUUCUGUCACCACGACCACCCCAGCCCCAACCACCACUUCCUCUACUACCAAACCCAGCCCAGCGCCAACCAGCCACACUCCUCCGCAGGAGAAGAAGGCAGAACCUGAGGCCUCCCAGGAAAAGGGGCCCCGCUUGGCUGGAGGUGCUGCUGGCCACCAGGAACGCAGUAAUGUGGGGCAGUACCCCUCAAAAGGUGGGGUCCAGGACUCCUCCAAGGGCUCUGCAGUUCCCAUGGUCGGAUUGGCGACUCUUCUGUUGGUUGUAGUUGCUGGCGCCCUUUUAUGAGCUUCUCCAUCUGGGGACCUUCCCCUUGUCCUACUUCCCUGGCCCUGGGCACCCCUCUCCCGUUUAUACUUCCCUUUCCCCUCAGUGGACUGGGCUGGCCCAGCUCCCAUUCUUCCAAUCUCCCUAGUACCCUCAGCUUCUGCUGUGCUGGUUUGCAGCUUGGGGAAAUAAAGUUACUGUUGUAUAUAACCUGCCAGGGUCUUCUAGAUUUUUGAGGGGAUUUCAACUGUAUCCCUAUCAUCCUUGUCUCUUUCAUCCCCUCGUGGUGCUCAGGACAGAGAGAAGUCAGAGCUGUCACAGGGAAGGAGAGGGAGACAAUGAUAAGCUUCCUAUUUGCUUUCACAUAGCCAAGUUGGAAUCUGGGGGGUGGGGGGUCGGAGAGAAAGAAUAAUGGUACCUUCCUCUGGUCACUGCUGCCCCCUGCCCCUCCAUCUUUGCGGGAAUCACUUCUGAGUCUCUCUCCCUUACUAGACUGUGAGCUCCUCAAGGGCAGGGAUUAUGCCUUGUGGCUCUGUGUGGCCAGCUCCUGGCACUUAAGGGACUCAAUAAAAGUUACAUUACUUUGUAUACUGCUUUAAACGAGCCAUUUUCACCUCAUUUCUCAUUACAAUAUCUUAAAGCUGAGCUGGAACAGGAACACCAGAGCCUUUACUAGAUAGAGAAGCUGAAUCUAGAGCCACAGUCCCGGGGAAAAGUUGGAGUUUGAAUUCCUUUCCAUUUCCCGGGAACUAGCUAGCUUGUGGAGCCCUGGUGGCGCAGUGGCUAAGCAAAAGCCCUGGUGGCUGCUAACCAAAAGGUCGUCAGUUUGAACCCACCAGCCACUCUGCUGGAGAAAAGACCCAGCCAUCUGUUCCUGUAAAGAUUACAGCCUAGGAAGCCCUAUGGGGCAAUUCUAC
This is a messenger RNA of Loxodonta africana (African savanna elephant), 2405 nucleotides long. It is a transcript of the gene LYPD3, whose product is annotated as LY6/PLAUR domain containing 3. The record is from RefSeq and is a predicted model, not a curated record. Lineage: Eukaryota; Metazoa; Chordata; Mammalia; Proboscidea; Elephantidae. The transcript is spliced from 5 exons. Gene Ontology annotation, biological process: regulation of synaptic transmission, cholinergic; positive regulation of voltage-gated potassium channel activity; sleep. Bases 475 to 1509 code for a protein of 344 amino acids. Gene Ontology annotation, cellular component: plasma membrane.